Molecule: messenger RNA, 747 nt
Organism: Penicillium macrosclerotiorum
Lineage: Eukaryota; Fungi; Ascomycota; Eurotiomycetes; Eurotiales; Aspergillaceae
Product: Ran GTPase-binding protein YRB1
Exons: 4
Coding region: 1-747 (248 amino acids)
Biological process (GO): nucleocytoplasmic transport
Cellular component (GO): cytoplasm; nuclear pore
Molecular function (GO): GTPase activator activity
Source: RefSeq, a predicted model, not a curated record
AUGUCUGACGUCGCGGAGACCAAGCCUGACCCCACCACUCAGGCUCCUGAGGCCGACAAGCCCGAGACCGCCACCGGCGAGGGUGAGAAAACCGUCACCGAGACUGCUGUCGACGCGGCCAAGGACGCUGCGGAGACUGCCAAGGAUGCUGCCGUCAAGACCUCCGACAGCGUCUUCUCGAUGUUUGGUGGCGGCCCCAAGAAGGAGAAGAAGGAGGACGCCGAGGAGGCUGUAGAUGAGCCCUCUGGCUCUUCCAAGGCCAAGAAGGAGGGUGAGGAUGAAGAGGCCCCCGAAUCCCCCGACGUUCACUUCGAGCCUGUGAUCCACCUGACCGAGAAGAUCGAGACCAAGACCAACGAGGAGCUUGAGGAGCAGGUGUUCAAGAUGCGCGCCAAGCUGUUCAAGUUCGACCGCGAUAGCAAGGAGUGGAAGGAGCGUGGUACCGGUGACGUCCGUUUGCUGAAGCACAAGGAGAACCAGAAGACCCGUCUGGUCAUGCGCCGUGAUAAGACCCUCAAGGUCUGCGCCAACCACUACAUUGUUCCCGACAUGAAGCUCAGCCCCAACGUCGGCAGUGACCGAAGCUGGGUCUGGAACGCUGCUGCCGAUGUCUCUGAGGGUGAGCCCGAGGCCCAGACUCUGGCCAUUCGCUUUGCCAACAGCGAGAACGCGAACCUCUUCAAGGAGGCCUUUGAAAAGGCCCAGCAGGAGAAUGAGAAGCUCUUCGCUGCUAAGAAGCAGGAGUAA